AUGGCUGAGGCCACCCUCCACAACGUGCCAAUUGUCAUCGACAAUGGCAGCGGAACGAUCCGAGCAGGCUUUGCCGGUGAGGAAAUUCCAUCAUGUUAUUUCCCGUCCUUUGUUGGACGUCCCAAGCACCCUCGGGUGAUGGCCGGUGGUCUGGAAGGAGACUCGUUCAUCGGGUCUCGCGCACAAGAGCUGCGCGGGCUCUUAAAGAUUCGAUACCCGCUCGAGCAUGGAAUCGUCACUAAUUGGGAGGAUAUGGAGUCGAUUUGGCACUACGUCUACGAAAACGAGCUCAAAACCCUCCCCGAGGAACAUCCCGUCCUGCUCACUGAACCGCCACUGAACCCACGCCAAAACCGUGAUAUUGCGGCCCAGCUCAUGUUCGAGGCCUUCAAUGUGCCUGCAUUGUAUAUGUCCAUUCAAGCCGUGCUGUCUCUCUAUGCGUCUGGUCGUACCACCGGUGUGGUCCUAGACUCUGGAGAUGGUGUUUCCCACGCGGUGCCCGUUUUCGAGGGCUUCGCCAUCCCCAACAGUAUUCGACGAAUCGAUGUCGCCGGUCGUGAUGUUACAGAGCAGAUGCAGCUGUUGCUACGGAAGGCCGGCCACGUGUUGCACACAAGUGCUGAGAAGGAGGUGGUGCGCAUGAUCAAGGAGAAGGUCUGCUACGUAUCGCUAGACCCGAAGCGAGAAGAGAAGGAAUGGAUGAACAACUAUCACAAAUCCGAUGCGAAAGCAGUGGACUAUGCCCUUCCGGAUGGGCACAAGAUCAAGAUCGGUCAAGAACGUUACCGCGCCCCCGAAAUCCUCUUCGAUCCCGAGCUCAUCGGUCUCGAGUAUCCCGGUGUGCACCAAAUCGUCCAAGACGCCAUCACCCGUACAGAUCUUGACCUGCGUAAAUCGCUAUAUCUCAACAUUGUGCUCUCUGGUGGUUCAACGCUGUGCAAGAACUUCCCUGAUCGGUUGAUGCGCGAGAUCAAGCGGCUGGCAGUUGAGGACAUGAAGAUCCGCAUCUCUGCCCCGGCUGAGCGGAAGUACACCACGUGGAUUGGAGGUAGCAUUCUUGCCGGCCUGAGCACGUUCAGAAAGAUGUGGGUGAGCGCAGACGAAUGGCACGAAGAUCCAGAGAUUAUCCACAAGCGAUUCGCCUAA
Penicillium olsonii is the source of this 1146-nucleotide messenger RNA. NCBI's taxonomy places the organism in Eukaryota, Fungi, Ascomycota, Eurotiomycetes, Eurotiales, Aspergillaceae. The record is from the annotation of a GenBank genome assembly.